AUGAACGGAGAGUACGACCGUCUAAAUACUUUGGGAUGGAAAGAAAAUCCCAAGAAAAACGCCAGUAUUUUUGCCAUUCUUUUCUACCGGUGGGUUGGGGAGAUUGUUGCCAUCGGCAACAAGUGCCCCAUUGAAAUCGAUGAUCUUUUCCCUUUACUGAGCGAGGACAAAACUGAAACUUCAGCUGAAAACCUCCAACGGACAUGGAGCGAAGAGAAGGCAAAAGGUGUGGCUGUGACAGACAGAAGAGGUUAUCGACUGUUCAGAGCUCUUAUCCAAAUGUUUCCUUGGACUUACCACCUGUUUGUUGCGAGCGCUGCUUUGUUAGCCGGCGUUUGCAAUGUCCUUCAGUGCGUGUUUUUGAGUUUGUUGUUAGCGCAGUUUGUGAAGUCUUCCUCCUCUGGUCGCUGGCUGAUGUACGUCUAUGCUGCUGGCAUUUGUCUUAGUUCACUGGUGCGCGCCAUUGCUACCCACCAAUGGGUAUUUCAUGCUUAUUUAAUAGCUCUUCGGUGGAAAUCAGGAACUGUCGCAGUUAUCUAUAAAAAGGUGAGAAAAUGCAUGCGGCAAAUUGUCUAAGCUCUAAUCGACUGAGGGUAAUAAUACAACCAAACACACACUUGUUUUCUGGUCAAUUACCAAUUCAAGUCUCAUAUGAAAUGAGUAGCAACAUUCCACCUACGUCGAAAAAAUAGACAAAAUGGCGGGCGGAUCUCCCUGAAGGCCUUGCGUGUCCCUUUCCCCAUGCAAUGAAGCCGAUUAAUGAGGGGAGGGGAUAGACUGCACGCACCCUUUCCUCGAAUAAAAGCCGUCCCUCGAUUAAUCGUCCCCCUUUAAUGGAAAUAUUCAAAAUAAUCGCCUCCCUCUAACAAUCGCCUUCCCUCGAACAAUCGCCCCCUUUUAAUACGAAAAUAGAAACAAUAGCCCAAGGCUAUUAUUCGAGGAAAUACCUUAUACCAAGUAUGGCCGGCAACUGCGCUCUAACAAUGAAGUCUGGAAUAUCCAGUUUCUUAUGCCAAGCCAGUCUGAGCGUAUUUUUAGAUGGAUCCCGUCAACGAGUCCCUACUUACGACCCCAGCGCGUGAGAAAUGUGAGAGUGAGAAAUAUCAACUUUCAAAGUUUUUUAAAGAGCGGAAGUUUGAAUAAUUAGAUUGUAUUCGUGCAUGCUCCAUCGGUAACUAUUACAAUUAUUACAUUUAAGCAACAGAAAACGUUUUCCGUGUUUGCAUAGCCUGAUAUAAACACGAGAGGGGUUGCGAGACAGUUAUGCAAACCCGAGACGAAGUCGAGUGUUUGCAUAACUUUCGAGAAUUCUCCCAACGCCUCGAGUGUUUAUAUCAGGCUAAGCAAACACAGGAAAAAAGUUUUCUAUUGCUUUUAUGAAAUCACUUUCCCGAGAAAAAACGCAAAACUUUUUGUAUGGCACUGAUUAAAAGAGAAAUUCUUACCAGUCGCAAAGUCUUGUCCACGAAGUCUUGUUCUUGUUUUGCAAAAAGAUGCUUUCCAAAAUACGGAUUUUUCUCGCUUAAAAUGUCAGCUUAAGCGUAGAAAAAUUGACACACCUUCUUUGUAAAGAUUUACCAAGUUUCAGCCGACGAAGGAAUGGGUAAAUAAAUAAAAGAUGUCGAGUUUUGAACUCGAAAUUUUUUUCAAAUUCUUGCUUGCGUGAUUAGCGCGCGAAAAGCAAAACAUCUUGACGCCACAACCAUGUUUACAUACUCACAUGCAAACACUCCUCUCGGCCAAUCAGAGCGCGCGUACUAUCUUAGUUAUUUUAUAAAUCUUUUUAAUUCAUCAUAUCUCUGAAACGCAGGUCUUGAGUUUGAAUCAAGAGGAUUUAUUAAAUGUGACAAGUGGCUGGAUCAUUAACCUUGUCGCUGGUGACCUGCAACGUUUUGAACUUUCCGCAUUGAGCAUAUUUCUCCUACCUCAAGCCGUAUUAGAAGUGUGUAGUAUCUCUUGUCUAAUGGUGUACUUCUUUGGGUGGAAGCCUGUGUCAGGGGUAGCUUUUAUGGUCAGUCUUGCGUUAUAUUACGGAAUAGCUGGACAAAUCAGCUUAAGACUGCGAACGAAAAUUUCUCAUGUGGCGGAUCAACGCGUGGAUAUGAUGAAUUCCAUCAUUUCUGGAAUUCGUGCCGUCAAGAUGUAUGCUUGGGAGGGAUCGUUCAUGGAAAAAGUCAAACGGAUUCGAAGGUAUAUUACAAAGACAUAAUUAACUAUUGAGACCCAUUCACAGUUUUUUUUUUCAAGUUCUGACAAAGACCAGUAUGCGAAUAUCCAUCGACACUACUGGACAGAGGUCAUUUAUAAUUAUAUAAGGUAUUUGUAUGGUAGGGAGCGCUUACUUGCCCUCUCCCCCCUCACCCACCAUACAAUUGUCACUGUAAAUUACGCGACUUUGCGGUGCUGUAUCUUCGUUAGUUUAAAACAAAGUGACUUUCAAACUUGGAACUUUACCUAUUUUUAAGCGUUGCUGAUCGAUGCUCGUUAACUAAUCUCAGUCAAAAGUUGAAAAAACCGUGGAAAGAUCUUUUCCAAAUUUAUUAACCAAAUAUAUUUCUUCCAAAUUGGGUAAGCAUAUUGGACCCGUCAUUUCGCACAAGGCUACAUCGAUGCCAAAAUCAUCACAUCCAGCUAUUUCGAGAAAGGUCGUCGGAAAAAAUGUGCACGUGACAAUCCCGAAAGGUAAUAUAUAAUAUAGGAUAUGAUAAAUACACUGUUCAUGAUACUGUACAGUAGUUGUCGAACCUACUUUUGAUGCGUUCCUUUAGCAAUCGCAAACAUUCGUUCAUGCCCUUUGUUUCAUGCCAUUCUUUCUUUGAGGAACGGUACACUAAAAACCACCAACAAUACCUUUCGGGAUUGUCGCGUGCUCUUUUUCUGACAACCUUUCUCGAAAUAGCUGUAAACUCUACUAGACUUGAAAUGAUACCUAGGCGACUUUUGUCCCCGCGUAACUCCCCCCUCUCUCCUUUCAUUGCUCUGUAUUCGUUUUCGUUAUGUCACCAAAGAUUUCAUUCCAAAAGGAGUCAUACCGGUGCGAUUUCAUUGCAGCUUGAUGUAUAGCGUGAUGUCCAGCAACAGGUAUCAUGUAAACGAACAAUAAAGAACUCAUUACAGUUUAGAUUCCACCCAGUCCCACUGGACUAGAACUAAUGGUGUAAGUGUAAUUUUAAUUUGUCAAUCCUCGGCGCCGGCGUCGUCAUAAUCCAUAGAGAUAUAUGGUACCUUUGCCUCCUUCACAAGCUUUCCUAAAGCUUAUUGGGAAGAGGGACUCAUAUUACCGGUGAUGGAGACAAGGCAGGGAGAGAGAGCUGAGAACAAGUGAGAAGCGCGUGAGGGGGAUGAUGGGAACGAGUGCAUAGGAGGCCUGGAUACGAAAGGGGUGCCUUUUCUGCUAAACAUAGUAUAUAAAAGGGUAAUUUAAGGAUUGGAACUCGGGGCGGAACCUCCUCGUAUAAAACUUUGUUGAGUACCCCUCCGGGUUCAAAAUACAUCACUAUUAAAUAACGCCCUCGGUCAAUUUUUGCAAAUUGUAAGGAUACCCGCUCACUAUGGUUUUUUUCCAGGACCGAAAUCAACCUCAUAAGAAUGAAAACGGUGAUACUGGCAACCUUCGCUUCUCUUUUUUUCUCCUGUCAAGUGAUUGCGACUUUCUUCUCACUGGUUACGCUGGCGGCUACUGGAACUGAACUGACUGUGUACAACACGUUUUUGAUUGUAUCCUUUGUCAACUCAUUAAGGACGACCAUUUCGUGGAAUAUUGCAAGGCCAAUUUAUUUAUUGGCCGACUUUGCCGCAGCGCUGGCUCGCAUCCAGAAGUUUCUCGAAUUUGAGAACAAGAACACACACAGAUACCUAAAAGAUUCCUUCGGCGAUGCGAUAAAUGUAAGAGAGGACUCUAGCAAGCGUUAUUACCCAUGUGUUGAUCACAUCAAUGAAAUAGCAACCCAGUCCAGCCAAGAUUUUGCUCUGUUACUGAAAAAUGUCGCAUGCAGUUGGACUGGCAAGUGGAAUAAGUUAACUUUGAAGUCCUUAAGUUUAUCUGUCAAAAAUGGUGAUCUUGUCCUUAUCACCGGUCCCGUUGGUUGCGGCAAGUCGUCCCUUCUGUACGCCAUUUUAAGGGAAACUUCUCUGUUUUCUGGCAGUGUAUCUUGUCACGGUAAAAUUGCCUGGGUUGGUCAACAGCCUUGGGUGUUCUCGGGUACCGUGCGAGAAAAUAUCUUGUUUGGUGAAAAAUUCGAUCCGCACUCGUACCGUGAGACGAUCGAGGCGUGUGAUUUAAUCAGAGACUUUCAAAGAUUCCCAGAUGGUGAUAUGACGCUCGUAGGAGAGCGUGGAAUAGUACUUAGUGGUGGUCAACGAGCUCGUGUUGAAUUGGCACGCGCAGUGUACUCCAAUGCUGAUAUAUAUCUUUUGGAUGAUCCUCUGAGCGCAGUUGAUGCAAAGGUUGGCCAGCAUAUUUUUCAAACAUGCGUCUGUGGAUUAUUGAGCAAAAGUACUCGGAUAAUGGUCACGCAUAAUCUUCAGGCUUUAAGAGAUGCCGAAGACAUUGUAAUACUGAAAGAAGGUACUCUUUCAGCAAGGGGCGAUGGUAUCUCGCUGUGGAAGUCCGACAUAGCCAUGAAUGAAAUAAAGAAGUGUACCGAUAGCAAGAAAAAUAUUCACAAAGCACAGGAAAGUACAUUACCUCCAAACACGUUGGGCGAUGAAACAACAGUGGACGGAGAAUCUGGUUUGGAAAAUGCCGAGGAAGAUCGUGCAGUGGGUUUUAUAUCUUGGAAGUUAUACUGGCAUUAUAUACGAGCUGGAACGUCUGCCAUUUCAGCUGCGGUCAUGUUCAUCUUUAUUCUUCUUGUCCAAGGUUAAGAGUUGAGUAUGAGUUCAGUUAUCCUAUAAGGCAACUUUCUCUCCAGGGCAUUUCCCUUAGAAAAUGGGUGGGGCGCUGUUACAGUGAUAUGGGCAUCCCCUUCUCAUAUUAUCUUAGUGAUUUGGGUUAGGGUUAGGGUUACAAGGGAUGCCCAUAUUACGUGGGUUUGGGGAAUGGGGAUGCCCAUGUCAUUGUGACAGCGCUCCUUUUGUAUGGGAAAAGUCCCGGGGACGACGCUGCCUGUAAGGAAGUAUCUUAAAUGAUGGCACCAGGGUAGAGGGCACUUUUCAUGAAAAUAAAGACAUAUAGAGUGUUUACCCAGGAACAGGGUGUGGCCUUAGGGCUUCUUAACCCUCUAUAUAGAGUUUUCUGAAGUCCAGGUGACAUCGAAGAAUAGGGUGCUACAUGCUGUAAAGUUUACAAACCAUCAUACUUCUUUUAGAGAUUUAAUCUCAUAGACUAUCAUACCGUUAGUCAAUAAAAGUAAGUAUAAGUUAAAAUAUAUCUAGCCAAUUUUUUGAAAUCGAACCUAGCGAAUUAAAAUUGCACCAAUUUGAGUGAGAAAAAAGCAAAAGGCAAGUCAAUUUUUGAAACCGAUAAGCUUAAAAGUCACACCAGCGAGGGAAAAAGAAAGGAGAAAAAGCGAGGAGGAAGAAAGGAGCCAGGAGAAGAGGAAAAAAAGCAAUGGUUGAACUCUUAGUUUUUAUAUUGGCUACUUUGGAGAUAGUUUUUGGACGAAAAACUGCUGAAGCUAUUGGUGGUGCCCUUUUCAAUAAUUCGGUUAGAUAUAUUUUCAAAACCCUGUAUUGGCCAGCGCCAUAAAAUAACGACGAGUAAGGGUAAACAAAGUUUAAAACUAAAAACUAAAAAGUUUUUAAAUCUACAUAUGUUCGUGCCAGAGCACUGAAAAAUGAUUGUAUCCUAUUGUUAUAUAGUCUGCUACACAGCCGUUUUUAGUGUCGUCACGCAACGCUCCUCCCUACUAAGUCCCCACUAAGUUAGUAGGGAGGAGCGUUGCGUGAAGACAGUAAAAAUGACUGUGUAGCAGACUAAUUGUUAUAAGGUAGUGAAGUGGGACUCGUUCCAGUCAAAAGAGAUAUUUUUCCUAGAUUAGAAAAUUAGCCAUACGCUAAACACAGUCUCUACCUUCUCAUUUUCCUUACUGUCAUGUCUGGUCAAGCGUGCUCGUAGACUCCGUCUAGGAACUGAGUCGUUAUUUGAAAUUUGAUCUAUUGGUUGUUGUGAUAGUAGUACGUGUAACGAAUAUAAUGGAUUCCACCUAUAAAUUAUCAGUUUAUUAAUAGAAACUAUGAAUGUACGCUUGAUCUGGCGCAAUUGGCGAUUGAAAGAAGAAAAGGACUUACUAACGCAUGAACCUGUCUUCUUUAUGUAUCGAUCAUAAAGCAUCCCUAGUUCUUCCCGACUGGUGGCUUCUUCAGUUGACCAGUAGAUCACGUGAUCCCCAGCGUCAAAGUCAAGACCUUUCAAUAUAUGGUUACCUGGUUGGUGCAGCUUUCUUACUAUCGACCAUCAGAGCGGCCACGUUCCUGAACGUGUUGAUUAACUCAUCGAUGAGCCUUCAUAACUUAAUGCUGUCAGUGGUAGUCAAAGCUCCGGUUUUGUUUUUUGACACCAAUCCAGUUGGACGAGUGUUGAACAGGUUUUCCAGAGAUAUUAACAUCAUGGAAGAAUUACUGCCAGAAGCAUUUCUGAUGGCCAUGCAGAUAAUUCUAUUCUGCAUUGGAGCAGUUACACUUCAAUCUGUGUUAAUCCCCUGGAUAAUACUGCCAGCAUUUCCGCUCAUGGUUAUCUUUGCUUUGAUUGGUCGAUAUUACCUCAAUCCAUCACGUGACUUGAGGCGCAUAGAGGGAGUAACUCGAAGUCCAGUGCUAUCGCAUUUUAGCAACUCUUUGGAGGGACUGGUGAGCAUUCGAAAUUACAACAAGGAAAACAUGACUAUAGGAGCUUUGUACAGGUUUGUGAUUAUAGAAGACCUUAAUUAAUUUCCACGACAAGGACUACGAGAUUUCUCAAUAAAACUAAGUGGUAUGCGCGCGUGCACCGGUGUCAUUUUGGCGGGAAAACAUGAUGAUCAGCGUUAUUCAUGUCGUAGUGGUGAAGCAAGGUAUGAAAUGUUAGAAGUUUUGUCAUUUUAGUUUUCCAGGUGUCUUCCUUUUUGAUAAUGCGCGAAAAAAAUGUGAAGUCAAAUCUCGUCCUCAUAGUGGCUCUCGUCCUCGAAUUUGGGUUAUAGCCGGUCCUUUUAGAAGACAGUUACUUGUCACAAGUGCCUUUAUCACCUUGAUACAUCCAUAUCUGUAAGGCCUGGGCCGGCAAUGGAAAAGCUGAGUAUCAUCUGAAGAAUUAUGGAGAUCGAGGAAGGUCUUAUCCGCUGAGGCCGUAAAGAUCAUACGAAAGCCGAGUUCAAUAGUUGUUUUAUUAUAAAUAAUUCUAGUUUAAAAACAAGCUAAAACAUGCUUAUCUCCAUCGAAGUUAAGUUCAUCUUCGAUAGUGCACGUUAAUCGGCAAGUUUAGGAGCGAAAGGGUUGUUCAGCUCUGCAAAUAUUCUCCAAAUAGCAGAUGUCACCCUUCGAAUUAUCUUCUUGCUGUUCUUGCUAUGUUUUUAGCCAAUAGUUCGCCUAUUCCACAGGAAAAAAUAAUGGAUUCCUAUUUUUGGAUAUUUUAGGGUGUUUAAAGAAUACCCAUAAAAAAGUGGAAAAGUGAGACAAGUCCCAACCUGGGAAUUCCCAACGAAGUUCCCUGAUUGGGACUUGUCUCACUCUUCCAAAUUUGGGAUUUUGUGGGUAUUCUUUAAAUACCCUAAAAUAUCCAAAACUGGGAAUCCGUUAUUUUUUCCUGUGUUCCUUCCCGGUGAAACGAGUGAUCGUGUCCGCCAUAUUUCGUUCUCACUACCAAAACAACUCAACCUCGACCCCAGGUCUUCUCGGUUAACGGUUCAGUAAUCUGUGAUAAUCAUCAGUUCAAUAUGGCAAAAUUCUUCCAAAUUUGGUCGACAAUAGCUGGUUAUGAUGAAUUAUGCGUGUGAUUUUAGCCAAUCAGAAACGGAGAAAUAUUUUGAAUGAAUAAUAAUAAGUUUUUCGGGCUUUAUAAAGAGAGUCGUGAGAAGUGACGCGUGACACGCUCACGGCUUCCCCCCUCGCUCGUGUGUUCUCUCGUGGCUACUCGCUACCCUUUAUACAAAUAGUGAGCUUGCUCGCAGGCUAACUUGACAUGAAAAAACUUAUUUUAGUGUAGCAAUAAUGAUUAGCAAACGAUAUCAGUAAAAAGGAAAGUUGGUCACGUGGCGUUUGCUCUAAACGUGAUUUGGUUGAAACUGGAGAUAAAGAAUAUGGAAAAUUCUCACUGGGGCUUAAAAGCACAAGUAUAUAUGAGCCGUGUUUUGGACGAAAAAAGGUAUAUCUCUUUCGGCUGGAGCAUCCCUUCAUCUUGUAGACCAUUAAAUGGGUACCCCGCGGGCUUUCAAUGAGAUCGAAAGAAAGAAAUUCUUUCCUAGAUUUCAUCAAAGCGAGUUGAUUGAUUAGUUUUUAUUUUGUUUGUUUAUCAUCAGAUACCAGGAUGACCACAAUCGAGCUAAUUUUGCCAUUUUUGCAAUAGCUAGAUGGCUAGGCAUACGUCUGGACAUGAUCUGCGUCAUCUUCGCGACAUUUGUCAUUUAUGUUGCAAUCAUUACUCGAUCUAAAGCAGGUAAAUUGAAACAACAAAUGGCCAAGUCAAAAUGUGCAAUAUUUAAUUUUAGGACUCACGGAUUUAACUUUAAAUCCUUGAGCCCCAAAAUUAAGCAUUGCACAUUUUGGAACGAAGGAUUUUUGUAGCCAUAUCUUGCGCGAUUUAUUUUGUGGGUGUUUUUUGCUAGUCACACCUUAACUGGAACGUGAUUUCACCAUAAUCGUUAGGCAUAAAGUUUGUUCCUUAGCUCCAUCUUGUUAUUCUCCCUGAUGAAGCUUGGGGUGUAAAACCGGUCGAAGAAAUAAAAAAAAGGUAACAACAUGCUCACCUUGCUUCGUGCUGCUCACUAGUGUUCAAUUAAAAAAUAUAUAUCAUUAAAAAUAUUUAAAAAUGCAAUAAAUUGUACACCUGAGCUCACGAUACAGUCAUGUGACAGUGGUCAGCGGAUACCCUAUUUUGACAGCUGUCAAUUGACCAUAACAUGUAGGUCCAAUAUCAAGGUAAACAGAGGUUGUAUAUGCGUUGGACUCCAAGCUAGUAAGUUUGACAUUUCACACGCGCUAACACGAAAAGACAGACGUAAGGACAGACAAACGGAUGACUUUUUCGCAAUCAAAAUUUCUUGAAUGCAUAGAUAACCAAAAUCUAGUAUCCAUAGUGCUCCACUGUGCACGCUCUGCUGUAAAUUGCGACUAGAAAUGUAGUUUUUGUUUCGUUUUUGCUAGGGAUUGCAGCAUUAUCCAUUGUAUACGCCCUGCAGCUUGCUGUUGACACGUCUCAGUAUGCCGUUAGGAUGUGGUCACAAGCUGAAAGUUACAUGACGUCCGUGGAGCGUGUCGUCAAGUACAGUCAAGCAGAACAAGAGCCUGGGUACCAGAAUCAUCGACAGCCUCCAGAACAUUGGCCCCAGUACGGUCAAUUACAAUUAAAAAAUGUGGAACUUGUUUACUACCACGGCGGACCCAAAAUACUUAAAGGUAUCACUUUUACUAUUAAUCCACAAGAGAAGAUCGGAAUUGUUGGUCGCACUGGAGCUGGCAAGACUUCAUUGAUUGCAGCCCUGUUUCGUAUGCCUCAACCAACUGGUUACGUCAUCAUCGAUGACGUCAAUGUCGGUGAUGUAAACAUUCAAAGUUCUCGCCAAGCCAUAGCGGUUAUUACCCAGAAUCCAGUGUUGUUUACCGGUACACUGAGAAUGAAUUUGGAUCCUUUUGAGGAACACGAAGACAAGGAAAUCUGGAAUGCCUUAGAGGAUGCGAGUUUGGAAGCCAUGGUGAAAAAGCUUCCGAUGCAACUGAACCAGCUGGUGAAAGAAAGCGGAAGUAAUUUCAGUACCGGAGAAAGGCAACUUUUGUGUCUGGCCCGUGCGUUAUUGAGGAAGAACAAAAUUAUUGUUAUGGAUGAAGCAACGGCAAAUGUGGAUCACAAAACAGAUCAAUUAAUCCAGGAAACACUUCGCACGAAAUUUAAGCAUUGUACCGUGAUUACAGUUGCUCAUCGAUUGAACACAAUCAUGGAUUAUAAUCGAAUUUUGGUUCUGGAUCACGGAAGAGUUGUAGAGUAUGACAAACCAGAAAUUUUACUUCAGAAUGAAGGAGGAUAUUUUUCCAGACUUUGUCGUAACUAUGAUGAUAAUGCCGACCAUUAA
Porites lobata is the source of this 10199-nucleotide messenger RNA. Lineage: Eukaryota; Metazoa; Cnidaria; Anthozoa; Scleractinia; Poritidae. The record is from the annotation of a GenBank genome assembly.